GGAGGAGGCGCAGCCGGCCCGCAGCAUGCUCUACUUCCAGGCGGUGAUCAUGGCGGGCACCGUGAUGCUGGCCUACUACUUCGAGUACACCGACACGUUCGCCGUGAACGUGCAGGGCUUCUUCUGCCACGACAGCGCCUACCGCCAGCCCUACCCCGGCCCCGAGGCCCGCAGCGCCGUGCCGCCCGCGCUGCUCUACUCGCUGGCCGCCGGCGUGCCCGCGCUCGUGAUCAUAGUGGGCGAGACGGCGGUGUUCUGCCUGCAGCUGGCCACGCGGGACUUCGAGAGCCAGGAGAAGACCGUCCUCACCGGGGACUGCUGCUACAUCAACCCACUGGUGCGGCGGACGGCGCGGUUCCUCGGCGUCUACACGUUCGGCCUGUUCGCCACGGACAUCUUCGCGAACGCGGGGCAGGUGGUGACGGGGAACCUGGCUCCCCACUUCCUGGCCCUGUGCCGGCCCAACUACACGGCGCUGGGCUGCCAGCAGCUCACGCAGUUCAUCAGCGGCGAGGAGGCCUGCACGGGCGACCCCGAGCUCGUGCUCCGCGCCCGCAAGACCUUCCCCUCCAAGGAGGCGGCGCUCAGCGUGUACGCGGCCGUGUACCUGACGAUGUACAUCACCAGCACCGUCAAUGCCAAGGGCACGCGCCUGGCGAAGCCGGUCCUGUGCCUGGGCCUCCUGUGCCUGGCCUUCCUCACCGGCCUCAACCGCGUGGCCGAGCACCGCAACCACUGGGCCGACGUCAUCGCCGGCUUCCUGGUCGGCAUCUCCAUCGCCGUGUUCCUGGUGGUGUGCGUGGUGAACAACUUCCGAGGAAGGCAGCCCGAGAGCAAGCACCCGCCCGGGGCGGCCCUGGCCCACGCGCGGACGAUCAGCAUCCCGCGGGCGGCGAGCCCCCUGGAGAAGAACCACAUCACGGCCUUCGCGGAAGUCACAUGAUGCCGGAGCCGCCGGGCCGUCCCUGCACUGGACGGCGUCCCUCUUCACCGUCCACUCCUAGCGCCCAGCGUCCGGCCGGCCGCGCAGGAGCGGCUCCUGUUGUCCGAUGGU
Messenger RNA from Pipistrellus kuhlii (Kuhl's pipistrelle), 1054 nucleotides. RefSeq names its product phospholipid phosphatase related 5 (gene PLPPR5). The record is from RefSeq and is a predicted model, not a curated record. Bases 26 to 943 code for a protein of 305 amino acids. Lineage: Eukaryota; Metazoa; Chordata; Mammalia; Chiroptera; Vespertilionidae. Gene Ontology annotation, biological process: phospholipid dephosphorylation; signal transduction; phospholipid metabolic process. The transcript has 6 exons. Gene Ontology annotation, molecular function: phosphatidate phosphatase activity.